UAAUUUAUUACAUGGGUAUGCGCGCGUCACGCCAUCACUGGAGCCAAGUGGCAUGCAUCGUCGACUAGGGAUAUAAACCCCUACAUAUAUGUACAUUAAUUGAUGCAAAAGACAUCAACCAGCUACGAGUUAACAGUCAACACCCACCAGGCGGAUGCCACUGGUCAAUACUUGAAUACAGCAUGUCAUCGCCAAUUUCUGAUAUCCCCGGCGACAGUAAGCUUGCCUGGGUUGCCAGCGACCAGGUUACUAAAGAAGAGAUCCGCUCUGAUGAGAACGACUCAAAGAAUGUCAAAGAUGGUGCACUGGUGUUCGAUAAUGAGCUCAAGGCCGGCCCUCCUGCAUUCGAUGCUGAUGGAGAAGACCAGCAAACAGAUGACGACGACGUAAUCAUAGUUACAGGCACCGAUGCAGCGAACCACCUAAUUCCGCUACGAGACGAUGGCAACCCGGCCUUAACCUUUCGAAGUCUCUUCAUAGCCACAGUGCUCUCCGCUUUUCAGGCUACUAUGAGCCAGAUCUACUAUUUCAAACCGACAUAUCUCACCAUUCAAGGAACUUUUAUAGUCGUUUUCGCCUACUUUCUCGGCAAAGGCUGGGCCAACUUCCUCCCCCGUGGGGAUCGAAUCGAGGCGAGAUGGCGUGCGAAAGGUGGUCAGGGGAAACUUCCCCUGUGGAUCUCGAUCAUCUCAUUUUUCAAUUAUGGUCCUUGGGAUCUGAAAGAGCACUCAGUUUGCUCAAUCACGGCCAAUGCCGCAUCCAAUGGUGCAGCGAGUAUUACUGUUUUUGCGGCACAGAACCUCUUCUAUAACAUGCCUUUGAGUGCAGGCACGGUAAUCUUGAGCACCCUCUCCAUCGGACUGUUUGGCUACGGAAUCGCCGGAAUGAUGCGCCCAAUUGCCGUCUGGCAUGUCGAUGCAGUGUACUGGAGCACUCUUCCCCUAGUCAAGUCUCUUCAGGGACUUCAUUGGGAAGAACUGAAAAACUCCAAACCACUCAGAUACUUCUGGUACGCCUUUGGCGGCAUGUUUCUUUACGAGUCGUUCCCUGCCUAUAUAUUCCCAUGGCUCAACUCGGUCUCCAUUCCCUGCCUUGCCUCUAUGCACACAACUGGCGACAAGGCAUCUGUGCUCACAAACCUGUUCGGCGGGUCGCAAAAUAACGAAGGACUUGGUCUUUUCAGUCUUGGAUUUGACUGGCAAUAUAUCACCUCGUCGCAAACCUCUUUCCCUUUCUCGCUACAAGUCCUUAUGGCUCUUGGGUUUUUCACCUGCUAUAUCGUGAUGCUCGCCAUCUACUACGGGAAUGCCUGGGGUGCGAGGUCGCUUCCAUUCAUGUCAACACAACUUCUAAAAGCCGACGGCUCUCGAUACCCAAUCGCUAAAGUCUUCACCGGUGGUAUUCUCAACACGGACGCUCUGGCCACUUACGGUAUCCCCAGACUCUCUGGCAGUUUCGCGUAUGCAAUGUUCAUUGCGAAUGCCGCUAUUGGCGCCAUGGUUGCUCACUGCUUCCUAUUUUGGGGAAGGGAUGUCCUGAAUGCGUAUAAAAGUGCAAGAAAAGGCACUGGUGGCGAUCGGCACCAUGAGCACAUGGCCAAGCAUUAUGUCGAAACUCCAGCAUUGUGGUACAUUGCCAUACUUGUCAUUAGCUUCGUUCUCGGCAUCGUUGCCGUCACCAAGGAGAAUAUUACCCUCCCGGUUUGGGCUUAUAUUGUAUCACUACUGCUAGGAAUACUGUUUGCGCCCUUUAGUGUCAUUCUGUAUUCUCGGUACGGCAACGGCAUUGCCACAAACAACCUGUCGAAAAUGUUGGCUGGUCUGAUCCUGCCUGGACGUCCCGUUGGAAACAUGUACUUCGCUGCCUGGUCGCACUCUGUCAUUUCGAACACUGUCAACUUGUGCAAUGACUUAAAGAUGGGCGAAUACCUCAAGAUUCCUCCCCGGACUAUGUUCAUUACCCAAAUUUACGGUACUGUAUUGGGCGCCUUUGUCAAUUACGCCGUCAUGAUCUCCAUUGUGACUGGCAAUCGCGAUACCCUUGUGGAUGGAAAUGGAGAUGCAUCCUGGAGCGGAGCAACCUUGCAAGCAUAUAACACCAACGCAACGGCUUGGGCCCUAGCCAAAUACCUCUACCAAACCGGCAAGACGUAUCAAAUCGUGCCUCUUGGGCUGCUAAUCGGCGCUGGAGCCGUCGCUAUCCACCGUGUCGUUGUUCAUUUCAUCCCCAAAGUCCGCGGCAUCUCACUUUCAGAUUUCAACUUCCCGCAAUUCAUCCAAUACGCCGGAUACAUCCCUUACAACCAGUCACAGACAUGCGUGAUCCUCAGCCAGCUGUCUGCAGGGUUUUUUGUGCAGUUCUAUCUUCGCAAAUACCGUCCACGUAUCUUCAAGGACUAUUCGUACAUGAUUACGGCUGCCUUUGAUGGUGGCACUCUGACGGCUUUGUUCAUCCUCUCCUUUGCCGUGUUUGGGGCCGGUGGCAGUGCGGUCCCGUUCCCUUCAUGGUGGGGGAAUAAUGUCAAUGGGAACUAUGAUCUGUGUCCCGAGACCAGUUAACGAAGUUUGAUUACUAGGGUUAGAUGGAUCUAUUCUCUAUUUAUUGAAUUGGAUAUUACAUAUGUAGGUAGAUGCCAAUUCUUGACUUGACGGCAACAGCCAGUUCAGACAAUAGAAUUUUUGAGUAACAUGUGGAUAAGUUGAAACUACUUUUUUUUAAUCCAGUGGCCUGGCCAUAUAUUACAUGUAUGUGAUAGUAUUCGAUAACAGAAAGGGAAUAGGAUGUCGACAUAAAAUCAAUGAUGC
This is a messenger RNA of Talaromyces proteolyticus, 2804 nucleotides long. Its product is annotated as putative oligopeptide transporter. Gene Ontology annotation, biological process: transmembrane transport. Bases 183 to 2558 code for a protein of 791 amino acids. The transcript has 7 exons. The record is from RefSeq and is a predicted model, not a curated record. Lineage: Eukaryota; Fungi; Ascomycota; Eurotiomycetes; Eurotiales; Trichocomaceae. Gene Ontology annotation, molecular function: oligopeptide transmembrane transporter activity.